AUGGCUCCCCAUCGCAUCACGAAGAAGAAAGAUCAUAAAAACAGUUUUCUAGAAAGCAUCCAUGCUCGAAACCUCUUGUACAACGAUUUUCGAUUCAAGAGCACAAGAGACGCAGUCCAUCAAGCUAUCAGCAUUCACAUUGAAUUGGUGGCACAGGAAUUUCAGCCUUAUCUAGACAAGAGUCCAGAAAAGAUCAUUGAACUCCUCCGGCAGUUGAUUGUGCGAAACAGGGCUAACUUUUGUCCUCCGGAGGUUGAAGAUGCGGACAACGAAAAAAUACCAGAGACACCUAUGAUUACUGGUACCCAUAUCACCACCCUAGCGCCCGUCAGCCAAAAAGAGCUUGUCGUUGGUGAGACAUCUCCGAGCACCCCUGUGAGUGCCAUCCAAGAGGAGCUGUUCAUCGUCGAUUCACCUCUCGUCAACCACGUGAGUAUCAAACAAGAGAAGAUUGAAAUUCCUCCCGCACCUCCAAUCAAAGAAGGACCUUGGUCCAGUGAGGAACGAAGCAACGAAGCCUCGGACUUGGAUGAUCUCGGAGUUGAAAUCAAGCUGGAACUUUCUGCAGAAGAGCUACGUACUGUGAGCGGUAGCCCGAGAAGGCUCCAAUCACCUGGAUUUCGCAGGGACAAGAUUCUAGCUGCUCGUCAGGUGCCAACUAUAAAACAGCUCUAUCAAGAUGGCUAUCUUACCCCCGUGUCUGAUCCAAUCUUCCAGCCAUCCCAUGAUCUGAACCGGGUUUUCUCCCUUUUUCAGUACGACAUCGAAAAGUUGCAGACCGAUUGUCGAGUCAUACUAAACAAGUCAGUCCGUAAUGGAACGGGCGUCGAAACGGCUGAGCUCGAUUCGGUCUCCCACGAGUUUCCCAUUCACGCCAACAUAAACGUCGGACAAUCCAGGAUCGUCAAGGCGCAUCAAAGUCCCUAUGAGAUGACCAUCUAUACCGUAUGUCCUGUGUACGAUGUUGGGGAUAUUAAAAAAUCGAUACGACUCCUCCGCUUGUGUUACCAGAAUAUGUUCGAGCUUGCUGAAAGAAAUAUGAUGGACAGUAUCUCCUUGCCACCACUCGCUGCCGAGUUUGGAUUCCCCGCCAGAGAGGCAGCAGAGCUCACGCUGGCCGCCAUUAGCAAGUAUUUGAACACCGAGUAUUCGUACGAAGCCACUCUUCGACGAGUGAUCAUCUGCGGCCUCAAUGAAAUCGAAAUAGAGCCAUACCGGAAAGCCACUCCACUAUUCCACUCCACCAUGCCCCUCGUCGUCCCUGGAUUGACCAACGCUUCGACGAACGACACGGACAAUAAGCAAGAAUGGCUCAACAAGCUGGCGGGGAAGAAGAUCAGCGACUCGCCAAGUGAUGUUAACACGUUCGCGAAGAAAGAUUUACCCGAAUCGCAUCGGAUUAUCAAGCCAGGUGAUGCUAUGACAAUGGACUAUAGACAAGAACGAUUGAAUAUUCACCUAGGCGAAGAUGAUAUUGUGCAUGAUGUCAACUUCGGUUAA
Molecule: messenger RNA, 1500 nt
Organism: Aspergillus affinis
Lineage: Eukaryota; Fungi; Ascomycota; Eurotiomycetes; Eurotiales; Aspergillaceae
Exons: 6
Coding region: 1-1500 (499 amino acids)
Source: RefSeq, a predicted model, not a curated record